CUUCAGUGUUUUCUUCUCAUCAUACACUCACUGGCCUCCCUACUGGAUGUGGAUUUGUCGCUUUAUAGGCAUCUUUGCUGUUACUAUUGAGGCUGAGAGGUUCAUUCGAGUCUUUCCCGUAAAGGAGGUUGACCAUGCGCCAUCGGAGAAUCUAUUCCUGUGUCCGAUGAAUGUAACAGAUGGUGUGGACUUAACGUCCUGGCCGUCAAAGGAGGUUAUUAUCAACAGUACACUUUGUAUGGAUUAUGAUGAGCUCAUGGAGUUCAACAAUAGAGGAGAUUUUUUGAAGUGUCUAACGGAGGUGAUCAACGUCGCCACACAUGCAUUGGACAGGUUGGGUGUCGAUGCGACCAUCAUCGACGGUACCCUAUUAGGUUGGCAACGACACGAUAAGAAUCAUAUACCCUGGGAUGUCGAUGGCGAUCUCCUCAUCAUGCAGAGCCAUUGUCGGAAGGCCUUCUCGACCCACGCCACCACCCAUCAUAAGAACAUGGCAUCCCUUCUACAGGAGUAUUUACCCGAUGAUUCCCGCUAUCGUGUGGUCGCCGUCAAAUACGGGAUUGGCUCUGAAUUGAGCCCUGACGAGUGGGAGGGUUGCAACACUAGCGAGAUACGUGUCACGCACAACUACCACGGCGUCUCCUGCCAUGCCGACGUCUUCCAAAUGCUUCAAUCGAGCGAUCCCGGCUCGCCCUGUGGUCGCUGUCCUCUUCCUGUCAACGCAUCACCAUCGUCCACCAUCACCGUAUGUCGGUCUUCCCCCGGUGACCAGUGUGGCCUUCUGGAUGACCUACUACCGACUCGAUGGGAUCAUAUGAACGGCGUAAAUGUUCGAGUACCCGCCAACCCAGAGGCUGCCCUCAAGUCGCACUUUGGCCCCACUAGUU
This is a messenger RNA of Perkinsus marinus ATCC 50983, 887 nucleotides long. RefSeq lists its product as hypothetical. The annotation marks the transcript as partial. Lineage: Eukaryota; Perkinsozoa; Perkinsida; Perkinsidae. The transcript has a single exon. The record is from RefSeq and is a predicted model, not a curated record.